Sinocyclocheilus grahami is the source of this 3194-nucleotide messenger RNA. Its product is annotated as integrator complex subunit 4-like. Gene Ontology annotation, biological process: snRNA processing. Gene Ontology annotation, cellular component: integrator complex. NCBI's taxonomy places the organism in Eukaryota, Metazoa, Chordata, Actinopteri, Cypriniformes, Cyprinidae. The record is from RefSeq and is a predicted model, not a curated record.
CGCAUGCGCGAAGAAGAGCAGGAGCGCAGCCGUAAACACAGCUAUGGCAGCUCAUCUGAAGAAACGAGUUUAUGAGGAAUUCUCUAAAGUUUCUCAGCAGCAGCAGCAGGUGUCUCUUGAGGAGGUUCCAGCGAAAAAGCUUCGACUGACCAAACCCAGUAAAUCAGCCGCUCUUCACAUAGACCUGUGUAAAGCCACCAGCCCCACAGAUGCUCUGCAGUACCUGCUGCAUUUCGCAUGGAAACCUGUGGAGACUGAGAGCGUGGAGGGUGUCGUGCGCAUACUGCUCGAGCAUUAUUACAAGGAGUCAGAUAACUCUGUCAGGCUGAAGAUCGCUUCAUUGUUGGGUUUAUUAUUGAAAUCCCAGGGCUUUGCUCCAGUCUGCGUAGUAGAUGAUGCUAUUAACACUCUCAACAAUGAAAAGUCUCAUCAGGUUCUGGCGCAGCUUCUGGACACUCUAUUGAUCAUCGGCACUCAACUCCCAGACAAGAUCGCUAUCAUUCAGAGACUUAUAGAUGUGGCUUGCAAGCAUCUUUCAAGCACUUAUUUCAGAGUGAGGAAUAAGUGUCUGCAGCUGCUGGGCUGUCUGGGGACGGUUGAUAAACCUCUCAGUAAAGAGACUGAUGCAGGACCCGGAGCACAAACAUCACACGUACGGGAUGUACAGAGUGUGAUCAGCGACUACUUCCAGGACCAGGACCCUCGCGUCCGCACCGCCGCCUUCAAAGCCAUGCUGCAGCUACAUGAAAGAGGGAUAAUUCAACAGACUAUUUAUAACCAGGCCUGUAAGCUCUUGAGUGAUGAUUAUGAGCAGGUUCGUUCAGCAGCGGUGCAGAUGGUUUGGGUUCUGAGCCAGCUUUAUCCUGAGAGUAUUGUUCCCAUCCCCUCCUCCAAUGAGUAGAUCCGACUGGUGGACGACUCCUUCGGGAAGAUCUGUCACAUGGUCUGUGAUGGCUCAUGGGUAGUCAGAGUGCAAGCUGCGAAACUGCUGGGCUCAAUGCAUCAAGUCAGCCCUCAUUUUCUGGAGCAGACAUUAGACAAGAAGCUGAUGUCAGAUCUCAGGAGGAAACGUACUGCUCACGAACGAGCAAAAGAACUGUACGCUUCUGGAGAGUUCUCAUCUGGACGGCGAUGGGCCGAUGACGCUCCUAAAGAGAAAGUCGACACUUCGGGUGUAAAUCUUAUCGACUCUGGAGCCUGUGGGGCUUUUGUUCAUGGCUUGGAAGAUGAGAUGUACGAGGUGCGUAUUGCUGCAGUAGAGGCGCUGUGUUCCCUCGCCCAACCCUCACCCAGCUUUGCAGAAAAGUGUCUUGACUUCCUGGUGGACAUGUUUAAUGAUGAAAUCGAGGAGGUGCAGCUACAGUCCAUCCACGUGUUGCGGCAGAUCUUGACUCAUAUCACGCUCAGAGAAGACCAGCUGGACACUGUCCUCGCAGUACUGGAGGACUCAUCGCGGGACAUUCGCGAGGCCCUGCAUGAGCUGCUCUGCUACACUAACGUGUCCACUAAAGAGUGCAUCCAGCUGGCCCUCGUGGAACUCCUGAAGAACCUCACCAAGUACCCGACUGACCGCAACUCAGUCUGGAAAUGUUUGAAGUUCCUCGGUGCUCGACACCCGACCCUGGUGCUGCCGAUUGUCCCUGAGCUGCUGAGCACACAUCCGUAUUUCGACACCCCAGAACCAGACAUGGACGACCCUGCCUACAUCGCUGUUUUAGUUCUGGUCUUCAACGCAGCCAAAUCCUGUCCCACCAUGCCAGCACUGUUCUCAGAUCACACGUUUAGGCACUACGCCUACCUGCGUGACAGCUUGUCCCACCUGGUACCACACCUCCGUGUGCCAGGCAGAAAGCAGACUGCUAGUUCAGGUCUGGAGGCGUCCGGCGUGGGAUCAAGCAGCCUGGAGUCGGCACAGAACUUCCUUCAGGACAGUCUCAUUCGGGUCAGCGCCCUUCAGAACCUGGAAACACCUGGUGCUCAGGAUCUGCUGGAGUUUACCAUCAGAGAUCUGCAGCGGUUGGGGGAGCUCCAGACGGAGUUGGCUGGAUCUGCAGAUUUCUGUGCCACAUACCUGCACUGCCAGCUGCUGCUUACCAAAGCACUUCAGGAGAAGAUAUGGACCAUGGCUGUGCCACUUUGUCUUAAACAGAACGCCAAAGUUUCAACAGCCGCUCGACAAAUCCUGGAUGAGACCUAUAAGCUGGAGUUCUUGUACAGCGGUCUGGAGACGCAGCAGAUCGCCGCUAUUCACAACGUCCGGCUGCAGGCGAAAGCGUUACAGCUCAUCCUGACGGCCCGAUCCAAACGAGGGGUUGACUGUGUACUUGGUGUUUGUGAGAAGUUCCUGCAGGAUGUGGAGUCAUUUCAGAGACAUUUCAUGACAGAGUUGCCCCAUUUCCAGGACAGUUUUGUGGAGAAACUCCUGGAGUUGAUGCCCAGGCUGACGGCCUGCAAGCCUCUAGAUCUGGUUAAAAUCCUUCAGACCACACUGCGGCAAAGCAAAUUCAUCCAUCUCAAACUACCCGAGCAGAUCCACAGAGCGUCAGCGACAAUUAUUGAGCCGACGGGAGAAUCAGACAACCCUUUGAGAUUCACCUCUGGGCUGGUAGUGGCGUUAGACAUCGAUGCUACUCUUGAACACGUACAAGAUCCACAGACAACAGUCAAAGUGCAGGUGCUGUAUCCAGAUGGACAGUCUCACAUAAUCCACCCCAAACCUGGAGAUUUUAGGACCCCAGGACCUGGACGUGUGCGACUGAUCACACAGGUUUAUCUCUCUCACUCUGCCUGGACAGAGGCCUGUCAGAUUGAGGUGCGGUUGCUCCUGGCCUAUAGCUCCAGCAGCAGUAAACCAUCUGCCUCUAAACCUGCGUGGAACGAGAGUAUGGACGGCCUGGCCACCAGCGAGAGCUGUAUCGAGGGCACAAUCCACCUCAGCAAGCCCGUCAAAGUCUUCAUCAUGCCCAAACCAGCUCGCCGCUGACCCGAGGAAUCCAGGCAGUAUAUAUGUGAAAUUAACAUCCAACACAAAAUCAAGUGUUUUCACAAUUAUGUUUUAUCUGAAAUAAAUGUUUGUUUUUUGUUGUAGUUCAGUUGUAUCACUGUUGUGUAUGUGAUAAUGGGGUAUUUUCACAGCCUACAUUCAAAGAAUAAUCAUUUAAUGAUUAUAAAGCAAAUAACAUUUUCACCAAAGG